Molecule: messenger RNA, 861 nt
Organism: Auxenochlorella protothecoides
Lineage: Eukaryota; Viridiplantae; Chlorophyta; Trebouxiophyceae; Chlorellales; Chlorellaceae
Product: Exosome complex component rrp4
Exons: 4
Coding region: 1-861 (286 amino acids)
Biological process (GO): poly(A)-dependent snoRNA 3'-end processing; TRAMP-dependent tRNA surveillance pathway; U4 snRNA 3'-end processing
Cellular component (GO): nuclear exosome (RNase complex); cytoplasmic exosome (RNase complex)
Molecular function (GO): RNA binding
Source: RefSeq, a predicted model, not a curated record
AUGUCCGCCAUUCGGGUCCAGCGGCUGGAUGUGGCGGCACCGAGGACCAUCUUGGAGGCAGGGCUGGCAGAGGCUCCCAGCAACCUGGACUCGACCCGCAUAGUGUCCAUCGGCGAUGAGCUCGACAUGGGAACGGACCAGGAAUCCAUCCUCAGGGGCCAUGGCACUCAGACACGUGCCGAGACGGGCGCGCUGGUGGCGUCGGUGGCCGGCGUCGUAGAGCGGGUGGACCAACUAGUCACAGUCAAGACCCUCCGAACCCGAUAUGUGGCGGAGGUUGGGGACGUCGUCGUCGGGCGUGUGGCCGAGAUCGUGGGCAAGCGCUGGCGGCUGGACCUGGGCUCCCGGCACGAGGCCACGCUGCUGCUCUCGGCCGUGGACCUGCCCGGCGGCAUCCAGCGGCGGCGCACUGCCGAGGACGAGCUGACCAUGCGCGCCGUCUUCCCCGAGGGCACGGUGCUGGCGGUGGAGGUGCAGAGCGUGCACGCCGACGGCGGCCUGGCCCUGCACGCGCGGUCGGCGCGCUACGGCGCGCUGGCCGGGGGCACGCUGGUGGCCGUCCCCGGCGCGCUGGUCCGGCGCCAGGCGCGCCACUUCCAGCGGCUAGAUGGACGCGGCGUGGACCUCAUCCUCGGCUGCAACGGCGGCGAGCGGCAGGGGGUGGCGCGCGUGGCGCAGGCGCUGCGCGCGCUGGCCACGCUGUACCUGCCCAUCGACGCGGGGAGCGUGGCGGGGGCGCUGCAGGUGGCCGAUGCCGUGGGCGUGGCCACGCCGGACAUGGGCAGCAGGGCCUACCUCACCGCCCUGGUCGAGGACGUGGCGGCUGGGAGGGUCGCGACUGCGGCCGACCGGGGGCAAUGA